CUGUGCUGGAGCUUGUCGACGCGCUAGGUGGAUGUGACCGCGCAUUUGCGCGCCCCCGAGGACCGAGCGCGUGACUUAAAGCUGGAAACCAACGGUGGGACCGCGCGCGCUCGAGUUUAGAAAGAUAAUUAGCUGUUUUAAAAUCCUCGAGUUUUGAGUUAAUAAUUCAGAGCACAGUGCUAAUGCAUUUUUGCUUUCAACAAAGACGUUUGGGUUUGAGCGCUGUUGAGUAGUUGGAGUCCAGUUUGCGUCUUUAUUUGGGGCUCAGAUUUGAUUUCUUUUUUUCUUUUUUUUUUUUUCGGAAGCUGACGGACGGGUUCCGGUCUGACUGACUGACUGCAUUUUUCUGUCAGGAAAUUUGCUGCUACAAGAAGAUUCAGUUUAGUCUGUGCAAAACUAAAUCCCGAAUUAAACAGUAAAACGCAAUUUUCUAUAUUUUUGUGGAUUCUAACAUUCAAAAAAGAGGGCGUGUCUUAGCUGCGAGCGUAGUUCCAGUCCCCGCUCCUGUCAAAAUAAAGAAGCGGACAAACUCCGGGGCUGAGACGGACCGAGCGCCGUCUUUCUUGUGGCGAAUGUGAUAUUUUUAAGGGAGAGCUGGAGGAGGAAUGAUUUUGGAGACCUUUACGGAAAUAUAACGCUAUAUAGUGGAUUAUAAAAACAUUUCGAUCUUGGAUUACAUUUGAAGUUAUUGUGGUUAAACGAACUGUAACCUGGAUAGUUUUCCUGUGCACCUAUGAAAACAAGUAGGAUUAACUGUCAUUUUGAAACUUCGUAACGUCACGGAGCUACGAUUUAUUUCAGUCGUUUAUUUCUAACAGUUAUUAAAGUUGAUUUGUUUGGAUAUUCGUGUUAUUGACAGUAAUUCGGGUAACUACGUAUCCCAGUCGAAUUUAGGAGAUAUUUUGAUUAUUUGACUGCGCAGUAAAUGUGGUGUGCAGCGUUUCCCUGAUUUGAAAUGACAUUUUGCUCCAGACAGAACAUCCUUUUGUGGUGCAUAGCCAGAUUUAUUUAAACGUGAACAAAUCUUGGAGUUUUAACAUGGCAAAGUGCUUAAGAAUCGUUUAAUUAAAACCAAAAAUAACGAAUUAGGGACUUUUUUUUGGUCUGUAAAAAAAAAAAAAAAAAAUGAAAACCUGAAAACUUUGCAUAAAGCAACCACAAUUGCGGAAACUAAUCAUUUGAUGGUUUUAUUUUUAUUUAUUUAUUUGGAGUCGUCGAUUACAAAUGGAUUUCAUAAAUGCCUUGAAGUUAUUGUUGCACCUUCACUACUGCUGAAAUAGACGUUUUCUAAUAUCGGAAAGCGCGCAGUACCUUUAUUAUAAAACUACAUUCACUUCAGUAGUCCUUCGGGAAAUAGUUGGCCAAAGUCCAAAGAAUGUUUGAACGCUACAUACCAAAGAAGAUGAAUCCGUUUCUUGCUUUACGGUGUAUAUGACAUUGCUGCUUGUCUUUGGAUCGGAUAUAAACAAAAUAAAGGCUGAAAUAAAAGCUUUUGCAAACUGCAUCCUAUUUGUGCCAGCUAUUAAGAAGAAUUGGAUUUUCCAUUGGAAUUGGGUUUCCUCAACAGUUACAGGUUUGUUUUGCUCCAGAUGCCAGAAACAGAAUAAUAAAAACAGCUGCGACUCUCUUCUUUCAGAGUUCUGGGUGACAGUACAACAUGCUAAUAUUUAGUGCUUUCCUUUCAGGUUUAUCCACACGCCAAGAUGUGGCAAAGUGUUAUUUCCGCUUGAACUGAAACACGCAGCGCUUUGCAGUUUAAACCGGGAACAGAUUUGUUUUUCUUUCUGGAAGAACAUCAUACUCUGGUUGUACGCCUUCCCAGGUGUCGCCCCUGGGAACAGGCUUCGAUUCCCCAGCCCGGUUUUGGGAGCCCUGCUUUACACCUGGGUCAUUACAGAUGCGUUGUGUUGUGUUCUGGGUAAUGGCUUCCAUUGCAUGGAUGGUUCCCCUUUGUUUACAAGUUCCACUGACAGCUGAAAUCCCAAGAAGAAUAUAAGCGAUGCUAAUAAACAGCUAGCAGCAUUAAUGUCUCUGUGCUUUUAAAGACUAUGUCAGGGUGCAAGGGAUACCACUGACCACCGCCAGGAGAGCGUGGGGAAUAUUGCCUUCUGAUUACCGCUUUCUGCUUGGAGCAGAGGGGCAAAAUCAAGCAGUUGGCAAACACUUUUCCAGAAAAGAUAUCUGUGUAAUGUGAGACACACAACAAGGAUUUUCCAAGACCUCAGCUUAGCUUGAGACAACAGCCAGCUUCAAAAAUGGAUGAGCAGCAGGCCCUGCACUCCAUCAUGAAGGACCUGGUUGCUCUGCAGAUGGGCCGGCGGCACAGACUGAGCGGCUAUGACAGCGUCAAGAGCAAGGCCCCCAGCCACUCCAACAAGCAGAGUGAAGUGAGAAUAAAGUUUGAACUCAAUGGAGAAAGAAGAAUAAUCCAGUUUGCUCGGCCAGUGAAGUACGAGGAUGUGGGGCAGAAAGUGAAGACAGCGUUCGGGCAGCAGCUUGACCUGCAUUACAUGAACAAUGAGCUGUCCAUCCCACUACGAGGGCAGGACGACCUGGACAAAGCCAUCGACCUCCUGGACCGGAGCUCCAACAUGAAGAGCAUCAAGAUCCUGCUGCUGUGCCAGGAGAAGAACCACGUCACGUCUCCGUCCCACACCACUGCUCCCAAGCAGGUGCGAAUCAAAGCGUCCCAGUCCAUGGGAGACGUGAACACAGUAUUCCAGCCCUCUGAGCCCCGGGGCCGCCACCUCUCAGUCAGUUCUCAGAACACGGGCCGCAGCUCGCCCCCUCCUGGCUAUGUCCCAGAGAGACAGCAGCGCAUCGCCCGGCAGGGCUCCUACACCAGCAUCAACAGUGAGGGCGAGUUCAUUCCGGAGAGCCACGACCAGUGUAUGCUGGACCCUCUGAGCAGUGCAGAGAACUCUGUGUCUGGAAGCUGCACGUCGCUGGACAGAACUGCAGACAGCCCUUCCCUUCGGAAAUCCCGGAUGUCGAGAGCGCAGAGCUAUCCUGAUAACAGACAGGAGUUCUCAGAUCGGGAGAACCAGGUCUACGACAAAGCCGGGAAAGGCGGCACGUAUCCACGGCGAUACCACGUAUCCAUGCAGCACAAGGAUUACAAUGAUGGCCGGCGCACAUUCCCUCGGAUCCGCCGGCAGCAGGGGAACCUCUUCACUCUCGUCCCGUCCAGCCGCUCGCUCAGCACCAAUGGGGAGAACCUGGGGCUGGCAGUGCAGUACCUGGACAGCAGAGGGCGCCUGCGCAGCGCAGACAGCGAGAACACUCUGACUGUGCAGGAGAGGAACGUUCCCACCAAGUCUCCCAGUGCCCCAGUGAACUGGCGGAGAGGGAAGCUGCUGGGACAGGGAGCCUUUGGGCGUGUCUACCUGUGCUACGAUGUGGACACGGGCCGUGAGCUCGCCGCCAAGCAGGUCCAGUUCGACCCGGAGAGCCCCGAGACCAGCAAGGAGGUGAGUGCGCUGGAGUGUGAGAUCCAGUUACUGAAGAACCUUCAUCACGAGCGGAUAGUGCAGUACUACGGCUGCCUGAGGGACAAGGCUCAUAAGACACUCACCAUCUUCAUGGAGUACAUGCCCGGGGGCUCUGUGAAGGAUCAGCUGAAGGCAUACGGAGCGCUUACGGAGAACGUGACCCGGAAGUACACACGGCAGAUCCUGGAGGGCAUGUCCUACCUGCACAGCAACAUGAUCGUGCACCGCGAUAUCAAAGGGGCCAAUAUUCUGCGUGACUCUGCGGGUAACGUGAAGCUGGGGGAUUUUGGCGCCAGCAAGCGCCUGCAGACCAUCUGCAUGUCCGGGACGGGGAUCCGCUCAGUCACCGGCACCCCCUACUGGAUGAGUCCGGAGGUGAUCAGCGGGGAGGGCUACGGCAGGAAGGCUGAUGUGUGGAGUCUGGGCUGCACAGUGGUGGAGAUGCUGACGGAGAAGCCACCGUGGGCAGAGUUUGAAGCCAUGGCAGCCAUUUUCAAGAUCGCCACCCAGCCAACCAACCCCCAGCUCCCCUCGCACAUCUCGGACCACUGCCGGGACUUCCUGAAGCGCAUCUUCGUGGAGGCGAAGCACCGGCCAUCCGCAGAGGAGCUGCUGAGACACCCCAUCUCUCAGACCGUGUUCUGAGCUCGCCCCCCCCUCUCCAGACAGAUGGACUGGGGGCGGCCCGCCGAGCUGCAGCGUUACCAGCUUCUUCAUCCCGUGGAGAGAAGGGAGCAAUCCAUCACCAGCAGGGGUGCUGCAAAGAAACUAAGUGUGUGUGUGUCUCUGAAAACAGAGAAGCAGUUAUCCUUCAAGUUCAGUGCUCGCACUACCAGUGCAAUCCAGAAGAGGUGACUGCAGGCUGUCAGAUUUCUUGUCCAAAGACUUUGUGUUGCUGAUGACAGAUCUGCAGAGCCCAGGAUCCACUGGAGUAUUUGUACUUGUGCCAAUCCGUCUGAUCUUGUUCCUGCCUUCACCGUCCUCCCGUGCAGUAGCUCAGGAGAGACGUGUGUCUUCAUACCUUUACCAAAGAGUAUUUCCUCACUGGAGCCACACAGCUGUACUGUGCUGUGCCCGGCGCCCUCGGGGUUUAAAAAGGGAUUCCGCUUCCGAAGCAUACCAAAGAAAAGUGUCCUUACUGAGAGAAUUAUAAUGAUUGCUUUAAAUAUCCACUCCAGUAUUUUAUACUUUACCAAAUGCUAUCUGUUACUGCGGCAUGGAGAAAAGACUCUCACAGGGGUUCAGACAUGCCAAAUCCUAGCAUUUAUUUUUUCAGAAAUGCACUUUUUAUGAAUGUAGUUUUUUUUAGCUUUUAGCUCUUUUCUUCUCAUAUAAUGUGAUGCCUCUUUUACUUUAUUUAUAUCCUCGAGUUCAUUAAUUGAUGAGGUUUUUUUUUUAUAUCCCGACUCUAGACUGUUUGAAAUCUAAUGAUGCCUUUAAAACAAAAAAGAGAAAAAGCAGCUGGUUUUGCAGAGAAUAUGCAGAAGGUUUAUUUGUAGUGAAGAUCUGGGAGAAAUGAUCAAUCGCCUUGUUUCCUGUCAGAUCUCAUCAAUCCACAGAAUAAGGGUAGACUGUAGUAUAACUGUAGAACCUGAGGAUUCAUUUAGUUUGACAUGUUUUCAGCUAAAUGUACCAGUGUAUAAGCCCAUUAAUGUGCAGUGUUACCUGCCUGUCUCCAAAUGAAUUGGCUAUUCCUGUGGCUAUGUAGUCUUGCUGGUAGAGAAGGCUCCCUCAUUGGCACAAUGACCAGCUCAUCAUUAAGACUAGUCUGUCAGAACAUCGUUCCUCUGACUAGCUCUCCUUUUGGACCUUUAUCUGGGAUUCAAAUAACUGCAGGCAGAACUGCUUUACAAGAACACCUGCUUCUCAUUAUUCAUGGGCUGCUGCCAGUAUCUUCAAACCAACAAAGCACGCUAAAUGAACCCUGUGGUCCUUUACAAGGAGGGGUUUAGUAAAUAAAUAUGCCGAGCUGCACGAGAAUGAUUUAAAACCAUCGGUGGUACUUUCAUCAGAAAAGAUGUUAAUUCAUCUUGCUUACUUCACAAAAGCAAGCCCACGUUGUCAUGGCAGCCCAUCGCUUGUGAACCACUGCCUUCAUAGGGUGAGUGGAGAGGGUGGGAGGCGCUCCAGACAGUGAUUCUGCAGUGUGUGUCUCAGCUCUGCAGUGGAAUCUGACAGGGUGUGAGUAUAGUGGAGAGAGGCGCUCCAGACAGUGAUUCUGCAGUGGAAUCUGACAGGGUGUGAGUAUAGUGGAGAGAGGCGCUCCAGACAGUGAUUCUGCAGUGUGUGACUCAGCUCUGUAGUGGAAUCUGACAGGGUGUGAGUAUAGUGGAGAGAGGCGCUCCAGACAGUGAUUCUGCAGUGUGUGUCUCAGCUCUGCAGUGGAAUCUGACAGGGUGUGAGUAUAGUGGAGAGAGACGCUCCAGACAGUGAUUCUGCAGUGUGUGUCUCAGCUCUACAGUGGAAUCUGACAGGGUGCGAUAGCCUGGCAUUUCUCCCAGCCUGACGAUUCUGUUUAGCCCAGGGUACAUCUGCCUCAUUAUUAAGAGUAACAUAAAUAAACACAGUUGAAAUGUUUUAUAUACUGUAAUGUUGUGACCUUCAUAUCCCAAAGGGCCAUUCCCAAAAGGACAGAUCAGGAACAUCCUUAAUUGGAAAAUGUUCUUUUUUUGGGUGGGGGGUAUCUUUUGCAUCAAAAGAUGUUAUUUAAACCUUUAUUGACAACACCGGGUAGGAAUCUGUGCUGUAGAUUUAUACAAGUUCUUACACCCGGAACAUGUGUUUCAGCCCUUCAGACAGUGCAUCGAUCUCAUGUAUACGGUAUUAUACGUGUUAACUCUACACAAGGAUAUUAACUGCACCCUAAUAAUGAGCUAUUUUAAGACAGCUGUACAAACAUGGUGGUGUAACACAGUAACCCUGACCCUGUGCGGAGGCAUUUUUGUCCAGUUGCCACAGUAGAAGCUUGUAAAUAGGUUUUGUGUUGCCAUGUUUGGUUUGCUAGAAUAUUUGAAUAAAAGGACAGAAAAAGCAGGUAUUAUCCUGUAUGGUAUACAAUCCAAAUACCAGCAGGCCUGUCUUUACACCCCAUGUAGAAUACAAACUUUUCAGUUUACUAUUGAAGUUAAAUGUUACUCUCAUGCAAGCAGUUCCAAGGCAGGCUGCUGUUAACAGGACUGUAAAUGGGUCAGGCUGCUGCUUCAUCUGUAACUGUGUAGUCACAGGGAAUGUCCUCUAUUGCAUCAAGCAUUGAGAAGAGUUUCUUGCUGCGGUUUCAUGGUCACUGAUGAGCACUGGCAGGGUGGGACCCUGGGUUAAACAGAAGACUAGGAACCAGUAUAUAUAUAUAUAUAUAUCGAUAGGGGGCUUGCAGUGCAAAGCCAGCCCAGUGUAUCAAAUGUAUUUACAAUAAAAUGAUCAAUAUACCUAU
Molecule: messenger RNA, 6921 nt
Organism: Acipenser ruthenus (sterlet)
Lineage: Eukaryota; Metazoa; Chordata; Actinopteri; Acipenseriformes; Acipenseridae
Product: mitogen-activated protein kinase kinase kinase 3-like
Exons: 17
Coding region: 2256-4136 (626 amino acids)
Biological process (GO): protein phosphorylation
Molecular function (GO): protein kinase activity; protein binding; ATP binding
Source: RefSeq, a predicted model, not a curated record